Molecule: messenger RNA, 714 nt
Organism: Penicillium chermesinum
Lineage: Eukaryota; Fungi; Ascomycota; Eurotiomycetes; Eurotiales; Aspergillaceae
Gene: gisB
Product: putative zinc knuckle nucleic acid binding protein
Exons: 6
Coding region: 1-714 (237 amino acids)
Biological process (GO): positive regulation of cytoplasmic translation
Cellular component (GO): cytoplasm
Molecular function (GO): zinc ion binding; single-stranded RNA binding; translation regulator activity
Source: RefSeq, a predicted model, not a curated record
AUGAUGUUGUCUCGUCGUGCGUGCUACAAGUGUGGCAAUAUUGGCCAUUAUGCGGAGGUUUGCUCGUCCUCAGAGCGUCUCUGUUACAACUGCAAACAGCCUGGCCACGAGUCUAGCAGCUGCCCUCGUCCUCGUACCACAGAGACUAAGCAGUGCUACAAUUGCCAGGGCCUUGGUCACGUCCAGGCCGACUGCCCCACCCUGCGUGUGAACGGACCCAACGGCCGCUGCUACAACUGCAGCCAGCCCGGCCACCUUGCUCGUCACUGCACAAACCCCGCUGCCCCCGGCGCCGGUGCUGGUGCUGGAGCUGGUGCUGGUCGUGGUGCCGGUGGUCCUCGUGGUGGUUUCCAAGGCUUCCGCGGCGGCUUUGGCGGUUACCCUCGUGCGGCUACCUGCUACAAGUGCGGUGGCCCCAACCACUUUGCCCGUGACUGCCAGGCUCAGGCCAUGAAGUGCUACGCCUGUGGCAAGCUCGGUCACAUCUCCCGUGACUGUACUGCUCCUAACGGUGGUCCUCUUAGCCAAGCCGGCAAGGUCUGCUACAAGUGUGCUCAGGCUGGCCACAUCUCUCGUGACUGCCCAACCAACGAGGCUGUCGCCGCUGCUGCCCCUACUCAGCCGGCCGUUGAUGCUGCUGCUCCAGUUGCUGCUGUCGAGGCCGCUGUCGAGGCUGCCCCCGUUGCUGCUGCUCCUACUACUGCCGUCGCAUAA